GCAGCAGCGUGAGCGGACAUUCGGUGCAGGAAUGAAGAAGUAUUUACGUUGGAGACUUUGGUGGGAGUAAAGCGAAAGUAACCUUGAGAUACAGCUUCUGUUACAGGCUGGCGUACAAGUCAGUGAUUUCGGCCAUCAUCAUGGCUAGAAGUACCAUGAAGAAGUCUCUCUUACAUAUCAGAGCUAAGGAAGAUGCCAAAAAAGCUCGUGCAGCGGCUCCGGUUGAUUAGCUGAAACUCGUUUGGGAGAAGAGGAGAGGUUUGGGGAUACACCUCACAUCUUGUAGCCUAAUCACAGGAAAAAUUGGUGUCACAACCAGCGGAUCCAUGAAUGAUGCUUUGAAACCAGAUACAAUCAAAAUCAUCUCUUUUUGAUACAUCUGCGACGAUGCUUUCGCUCGGAUUUGCUUGUUGUGCGAGUUGGUCAGUGACACUUCCAACUAGUUUUUCCACUCCGAUAGAAGCGGCAUCAAAUCGUAAUCUUCUUGUCCGUCGAUGCAUCUUUGGAGCAUGUAUCGGGCAGUUGCUUCGGGGUCAACUGAGUCGUGCAGGAAGGAUUCCAGGAGUUGAUCAUCAGGAUGUUGGAGGCGGGAGCUGCGGACUACAGCAAAAGUCUGUUCACGUCUACUUUGACUUUCUGCCAUUGCCAAGGACCUCAGUUGGUAAUCGAAGGAUGAUGGUGAAAUCGUGAAGACGAGCGGGAGUGUUGGUUGAUGUCGCGCACCCGACAGCCAUUAUAUAACACUGCUGCCUAGUGAAGUAUUACAAUCUCAUGAUACCUGCCCAAGUCUUUCUACCCACUGACUCAAAGUUAUCUUAUACCUAAUCACAUCAUUUCGAAGUGACAACAUUUUAGAGCGCUUGCUCCUAACAUCAACACAGUCUGGGAGGUAACUAUGUCGCUGAACGGGAAUCUAGAGAGCUCCUCGAUAUACAUUGCCAUGAAGAGCCGGCCUUCUCCAAGAGAAUAUGUACGUCAAGUCUCUUCUUCUCGGUAAUUAUUUUACUGCCUAAGUUGACUUCAAUAGCACUGGGGACUAAUUGUCACUGAUGACAUUGGGCGGCCCGUUCUUCAUCACGCGACGAACCUUACAGGGCCUUGGAAAUACGAGGAGAGGCAGAACGAAUCGGCUAUUGACCCA
Fusarium oxysporum Fo47 is the source of this 1141-nucleotide messenger RNA. RefSeq lists its product as uncharacterized. The coding region runs from base 388 to 690 and encodes 100 amino acids. The transcript has 2 exons. The record is from RefSeq and is a predicted model, not a curated record. NCBI's taxonomy places the organism in Eukaryota, Fungi, Ascomycota, Sordariomycetes, Hypocreales, Nectriaceae.